AUGAACAACAUCCAUCACCACGAAAUAUCUGAAGUGUUAUUUAAUCAUUUACCUAAUCAACGAAAAAUUGAUUCACAAAAUAAAACAGAAGUUCUGGAGUUGAUGAAAUUAAGAGCUAAUAAAAAAUUAAUUCAACAUUCGAUGCAAAUAAAAACUGGUAAAAUUAUAACCCUCAAGGAUCUUUCAAAUAUAUAUACUACAGGAAAAAUAAGCAAUGACAGCAGUUUACAAGAUAUUGUUCAAAAGCUACGACAUAAGCAUAACUGUACUGUUGAAAUUUCUGUAGACAGUGAAGACAAUUUAGUUGGCUUGUUUAUUCAAGAUUCAAUAAUGCAAAACAUAUUUGAAGCUUUUCCAGAGGUUGUAUUUGCUGAUGCAACGUACAAAUUAAACAAUUUGAGAAUACCAUUGUAUCUCUUAAUGGUUGAAGAUGGAAAUGGAGAAAGUGAAGUAGCGGCAUUAGGUUUAAUGACAAAUGAAGAAAAGGACACAUUACGUUGGUUUUUUGAGACAUUCAAAAAAUUCAAUAGUAGCAGUGAAAAUAUAAAACUGUUUAUGACUGAUAAAGAUAUGACCGAAAGACAAGUUAUCAAAGAAAUCUUUCCUAAUGUUAGCUUAGCUAUAUGCCUUUUUCAUGUGUUAAGGACAUUUAACCGUGAAAUAACUUGUGAGAAACAAAAUGUAUCGCCUGAUCUAAGAGAUCAAUUAAAACAAGUUUUUGAAAAAAUGUGUUAUGCUCAAUCUGAGGAUGACUAUAACUUAUUAUUUCAACAGUUGGAAUCUACAGCACCAAAAUCGGUCUUUGAAUACUUUUUAAAGAAUUGGCACCAUAUUAGGCGUGAAUGGGUUACUGGACUAACAUUUCACAGUGGAAAUAUGUUAAACAAUACUAACAACCGAUUAGAGUCCUUUAAUGGAAAAUUAAAGAGCGUAAUACCAGUUUUUUCAAAUAUUGAUGACUUUGUGGAUAAACUGUUUAUUUUAUUGAAGUGCUUGAGACUGGAGCGUGAUAGAAAUGCUGUAAAAAUGGUGCAAAAAUUGUCGGCAUAUAUUCAAUGCUAG
Acyrthosiphon pisum (pea aphid) is the source of this 1062-nucleotide messenger RNA. Its product is annotated as zinc finger SWIM domain-containing protein 3-like. The transcript has 3 exons. The coding region runs from base 1 to 1062 and encodes 353 amino acids. The record is from RefSeq and is a predicted model, not a curated record. NCBI's taxonomy places the organism in Eukaryota, Metazoa, Arthropoda, Insecta, Hemiptera, Aphididae.